Quercus robur (English oak) is the source of this 1098-nucleotide messenger RNA. Its product is annotated as BI1-like protein. The record is from RefSeq and is a predicted model, not a curated record. NCBI's taxonomy places the organism in Eukaryota, Viridiplantae, Streptophyta, Magnoliopsida, Fagales, Fagaceae. Gene Ontology annotation, cellular component: membrane. The transcript has 4 exons. Bases 146 to 898 code for a protein of 250 amino acids.
CCUGUCACGGUAUCAUCCAACAACCAAACUCUUCCGCAAAGAAACUCCAUUCAUUCAAUAAAUAACAACAACAAAUCACAAAAACCAGAGAAAGCUGAAGACUUUGUUCAUUUCCCAAAAUCCCAGAAAGAGAGAAAAAUAAAAGAUGUUUGGAUACACAAAAGUAAGCAACACGAAGGUCGGUGAGGAUGUGGAAAUAGACUUGGAGACAGGAGGUACAAGCACUCUGUACCCAGGUCUGAGCCCCGGUGAGAACCAGCUUCGAUGGGGGUUCAUUCGCAAGGUGUACGGAAUCGUAGCCACACAGCUUGUCCUCACCACCAUCGUCUCCUGCAUCACCAUUCUCUACACUCCUAUCAACGAGGUCCUCAAAGCCAAUCCUGGCUUCUUGCUCUUCCUCAUGUUCCUCCCUCUUGUCUUGUUGUGGCCCAUGUAUGUGUAUCAACAAAAGCAUCCAUUGAACUUCAUCUUCCUUGGACUUUUCACCUUGUCACUGAGCCUCACAGUUGGUGUAAGCUGUGCCAACACAGAUGGAAAAAUUGUGCUUGAAGCAUUAAUUUUAACCUCAGCUGUGGUCUGCUCCUUAACCGGGUACACUUUCUGGGCAUCUAAGAAGGGCAAGGACUUCAGCUACCUUGGACCAAUCUUGUUCACCAGCCUCUUUGUCCUUUUUCUAACUGGUUUUAUCCAGGUAUUCUUCCCACUUGGCUCAACAUCUGUUGCCAUUUAUGGUGGAAUGGGUGCUAUAAUUUUUGCAGGCUACAUAGUUUAUGACACUGACAACCUCAUCAAGCGCUUCACCUAUGAUGAGUACAUUUGGGCUUCCAUUACUCUUUAUCUGGACAUUCUGAACCUGUUCCUUUCCAUUUUGAGGAUGAUGAGACAGGCCAACAAUUAGUUGUGCCGUGUAACUUUGCAAGCCUUGUUUAAAUCAAUCAAAUGGUACUCUAUAUAUCUUUGUCUGAGACCAAAGGCAUAAUUGUGGAUAACAUGUUUCCAUGAACUACCGUAGUACAACUGAGUGGGCUGUUAUGACAUACAUAUUCUAGUCUUACAUUUGCGUUAAUCGUAAAUAUAUUUUAUGUGGAUUGUUUUCCA